AUGUAAUCCUGGUAAACUUGUGCACUAUCUGGUGAGUUGAUUGAAACACCAGUAAUUUCUAAAGUGAGUGGACAUAUAUAUGAAAAAAGAUUGAUUGAGAAGCAUAUUGAAAGUACAGGCACAUGUCCAAUAACUGGAAGACCUUUGAAUUUAGAAGACCUAAUUGAAGUUAAAGUAGCCAAAAUUCAAAAGCCAAGACCAGUGACAGCUACAUCAAUACCUUCAUUGCUAUCCCUUUUAUAAAACGAGUGGGACGCAUUAUUAUUGGAGUAAUUUUAAUUGAAAUAACAUUUGGAAUAAGUAAGACAUGAAUUAACUCAUGCACUUUAUUAACAUGAUGCUGCAUGUCGCGUGAUAGCAAAACUAAUAAAAGAGAGAGAUUUAGCCAGAAUAGAAUUAGCGCAAUUACAAAAUAAAUUAAAUCAUAAAGUAGAAGUAGAAACUAAUAAUGUUCCUGAAAAAUUAUCAGCAAAUUACUUGGCUGAUAUAGAAUAAACUGCAUUAAAAUUAACAAGCUAGAGAAAACUUUUGAGAAAGCAAUAAUCAUAUUUUGAAUAAUUUCCUAAUUCUUAGAUUUUAUCAAAUUAUGAAAUCAAGUAAUAACACACUUAAACUUAAGGUGGUACAUCAUUAGACAUUUAAGCUAAUUAUGUGAUAGUAGGAGGAUAAACAGGUUUGAUUUCACUUUAUCGUUUUGAGGCUUUAUUGUAUUAGAAUCAAUAACAAAAUCAACUAAUAAAUGCAAUCAGAUUCUUUACAAUUGAUGAGCAUUUAAGAUUUGUUUCAUCAACUUCAGAUGGAGAUUUAGUUAUUUACAAAUUUAACACUGAAACUAAUGAGGGAGUCAUAACUUAAACUGUGAAAGUAGGAUAGAAUAUCACUGGAUUAGCUAUUCAUCCUCUUGGCUACAUUGCUGUUAUUGUGACUUCUGAAGGACUUUUGUUAUUUUAUGACUUAAGAUCUGGUGUCUAAAUUAGUAAAGUUACUGAUUUUGAAGGAUAAUGCAAGUUUACAUCAGUUGCUAUUCAUCCUGAUGGAUUGUUAUUAGCAAUUGGAUAAGAAAAUUCUUAGAUUAAAAUUUGGAAGAUUACAUCAGGAUAAUUGGUUGCUCAAUUUGAAGGAUAAGAAGGAUCUAUAAAUCAAGUGGCAUUUUCUGAAAAUGGAGUGAAUUUGGCAUCAGUUUCAGAAACUCAAGUUUUUUAAUGGGAUUUAAGAAAUCCUGGUUUGUUCUAAAAUUUGUUUCAAUCAUAAAAAAUAAGCAGUAUCUCAUAUGAUACAUCAGGAGCCUACUUAGCUGUAGGUGAGAAUAAGAAUAUACAUUUAUUUGACAUAAAAAAAUAAUAAGAAUUCUUCAAAUUUGAAAGUCAUAGAGAUACUGUGACUGCUAUCAGAUUUGCUGAAUUCAACAAAAAUAUUUACAGUUGUAGUUUAGAUAAGCAACUUAACAUCUAUGGUAAUUGA
Messenger RNA from Paramecium tetraurelia, 1461 nucleotides. RefSeq lists its product as uncharacterized. The transcript is spliced from 6 exons. Gene Ontology annotation, cellular component: U2-type catalytic step 1 spliceosome; cytoplasm; Prp19 complex. NCBI's taxonomy places the organism in Eukaryota, Ciliophora, Oligohymenophorea, Peniculida, Parameciidae. Gene Ontology annotation, molecular function: protein binding; ubiquitin protein ligase activity; zinc ion binding. The record is from RefSeq and is a predicted model, not a curated record. Gene Ontology annotation, biological process: mRNA splicing, via spliceosome; protein ubiquitination; DNA repair.